Rhododendron vialii is the source of this 1674-nucleotide messenger RNA. Its product is annotated as glycolate oxidase 1. The record is from RefSeq and is a predicted model, not a curated record. Lineage: Eukaryota; Viridiplantae; Streptophyta; Magnoliopsida; Ericales; Ericaceae. Gene Ontology annotation, molecular function: FMN binding; oxidoreductase activity. The transcript has 12 exons. The coding region runs from base 370 to 1473 and encodes 367 amino acids. Gene Ontology annotation, cellular component: peroxisome.
ACCAAACACCACUGCAUGCAAUGGAAAAAUUUGGAUUGGGGAUGAUAAUGAGGGAAAACUCUGAAACACACAAGACGUAUGUGGAGGAGAGGCACCCAUUUGCCCCUCUGAUCGGAUGUGGUUUCAACAAAUUCCCACCUCCAAAAACCCAUCCUCAAAACUGUGUACAGUAUUUCUCUGUCUUUGCCCCCACCCAAUUUGUCUUCAUCCCUCCAAAUAAAUUUUGUUAUCACUUUAUUAGCUCUUUCCCUAUUUGUUUCUACAUUUAUCCAUCAGCACCUCAUCCCUUAACUGGGCCUUCAUGCACUCUUCUCAAUAGUCUCGCACUCCAAGAUUUUCUGAGGGGAGUACAAAGAAUCAAUUAUAACGAUGGAGAUAACCAAUGUCAGCGAGUAUGAGGGGAUCGCCAAGCAAAAGUUGCCCAAGAUGGUAUUCGACUACUAUGCAUCGGGUGCAGAAGACCAGUGGACUUUGCAUGAGAAUAGAAAUGCCUUCUCGAGAAUCCUGUUUCGACCCCGUAUUCUCAUUGAUGUGAGCAAGAUAGACAUGGCCACCACCAUCCUGGGAUUCAAGAUAUCUAUGCCCAUCAUGAUUGCCCCCACAGCCAUGCAGAAAAUGGCUCACCCUGAAGGGGAAUAUGCAACAGCUAGAGCAGCAUCAGCAGCUGGCACAAUUAUGACAUUGUCCUCAUGGGCUACGUCUAGUGUUGAAGAAGUUGCUUCAACAGGACCUGGCAUCCGCUUUUUCCAGCUUUAUGUGUACAGGGACAGGAAUGUAGUUGCUCAGCUUGUGAGGAGGGCUGAAAGGGCUGGCUUUAAGGCUAUUGCACUUACAGUUGACACCCCCAGGUUGGGUCGCAGAGAAGCUGACAUCAAGAACAGAUUUACUUUACCACCAUUUUUGACAUUGAAGAACUUUGAGGGCUUGGACCUUGGCAAGAUGGAUGAAGCUAAUGACUCUGGCCUAGCUUCAUAUGUAGCUGGUCAAAUUGAUCGUACCCUGAGCUGGAAGGAUGUGAAGUGGCUUCAAACAAUCACCAAAUUACCAAUCCUAGUGAAGGGUGUACUCACUGCUGAGGAUGCAAGGCUAUCAAUUCAAGCUGGAGCAGCUGGCAUUAUUGUCUCCAAUCAUGGUGCUCGCCAACUUGAUUAUGUCCCGGCCACUAUCAUGGCUCUGGAAGAGGUUGUGAAAGCUGCACAAGGCCGUGUGCCCGUGUUUUUGGAUGGUGGGGUCCGCCGUGGAACAGAUGUUUUCAAAGCUUUGGCACUUGGGGCCUCUGGCAUAUUUAUCGGAAGGCCAGUGUUGUACUCAUUGGCAGCAGAAGGAGAAGCUGGUGUCAGAAAAGUACUUCAGAUGCUGCGUGAUGAGUUUGAACUAACCAUGGCAUUAAGUGGAUGCCGUUCACUUAGUGAAAUCACUCGCAAUCACAUUGUGGCCGAUUGGGACCAUCCUCAACCAUUGGCCAGGUUAUGAAAACGUGCAUGAAAACGUUAGCAAAUGUAUUCGUUAUGGCAGAUUGAUGAUAUAUGAUUGUGUGUCCAAGAGGCUGCCUUUCCUUUGAACACAUAUCUGUUUACGGCAUUUUACAUGUACUAUGAAAACGUUCUGAAACGACGAUGGAUAGAUGUAAUUUCCAGAAAUGGCAGCUGCUUCGUUUCUUGUUGCUUUAACAAA